AUGUUAGGAAAUUUAAUUAAGGGAGUUGUAAAUAAUAUUAAUUUAAUAAAUAAAAGGAAUAUAAAUACAAAUGUACAACUACGAAACCCUUAUUAUAGAAAAAAAGGAUUUUGGGAAUGGAGAAGAAGAAUUAUACAUCGAUAUAACGAGAAAAGAUAUAUAAGAAAAGGAAUAAAACCUAAAAUAUAUAAUGAAAAAGAAGAAAAAAUAAAAAAUCGUAAAGAUGAUAGAUAUUGGACAUUUAAAGUAUAUCAAUUAAAAAUAAGUUUAAGAAAUUUAAAUAAUUUUGGUAGAUUAAUAAAAGGUUUACAUUUAGAAGAUGCUAUAAUAUUUUUAGAAUCUAUACCACAAAUACGAAUAAAUAAUAUACUUAAUUCAUUAUUAAAUUCGAAAGAUAAAAUAAUAAAUAAUUUUAAUGGAGAUAUAUCAAGAUUAUAUAUUGAUAAUGUCCAAAUACAUUAUAAUACACCUAUGAAAUAUAUUAAAUAUCAUGCAUUAGGACAUUUUGGAUUAGUAAAAAGUUAUAGAAAUACAUUUACUUAUACAAUUAAACAAAUGAAUAUUCAAGAAUUUUAUCAUAAAAUAUUUAUAAGAGGAAAUGUUCCAAGAUCUUUAUCACAUAAUAUGAGAUUAUAUUUAAAUCAAGAUCGAAUUAAUAAAGAUAAUUUAAUUGAAUGGUAUCCAUAUAUUUGUGCAAAUUCUAGAUAUUAUUUUAGAGAAAAGUUAAGAUACUUAAAUAAUAUUUAUCAGUUUAAUUAUUACAAAUCAAGAAAUAAUUGGAUAGAAAACUAUUUUAAAAAUAUUGAUAGAAGAAAACAGGAGCUACAAAUGCAAAGAAAUGAAAUUACUCAAAUGUUAGAAAAAUAG
Messenger RNA from Plasmodium vinckei vinckei, 867 nucleotides. RefSeq names its product 50S ribosomal protein L22, mitochondrial, putative. The transcript has a single exon. The record is from RefSeq and is a predicted model, not a curated record. Gene Ontology annotation, biological process: ribosome assembly; translation. NCBI's taxonomy places the organism in Eukaryota, Apicomplexa, Aconoidasida, Haemosporida, Plasmodiidae. Gene Ontology annotation, cellular component: large ribosomal subunit; ribosome. The coding region runs from base 1 to 867 and encodes 288 amino acids. Gene Ontology annotation, molecular function: structural constituent of ribosome.